This is a messenger RNA of Exophiala bonariae, 1266 nucleotides long. RefSeq lists its product as uncharacterized. The record is from RefSeq and is a predicted model, not a curated record. NCBI's taxonomy places the organism in Eukaryota, Fungi, Ascomycota, Eurotiomycetes, Chaetothyriales, Herpotrichiellaceae. Bases 1 to 1266 code for a protein of 421 amino acids. The transcript has 4 exons. Gene Ontology annotation, cellular component: DASH complex; mitotic spindle pole body; mitotic spindle. Gene Ontology annotation, biological process: attachment of spindle microtubules to kinetochore.
AUGUCUCGGGCCACUAUAUCCGCGCCUCAAUCCAGAGCAUUGACUCUUACGGAAGAAUUGGAAAAAUUGGAGCAGUCAAUAACGCUCACCUUGCAGGAAAUUGAUCACAAUUUCAGCCGUGCUCAUCGGAUCGUGACAACAAGCAUUCUCCCUGUUGUAGAGCAAUAUACUGCUCACUCGAAGGAUGUUUGGGAGGGAUCCAAGUUCUGGAAACAGUUUUUCGAGUCCAGUGCCAAUGUGUCCUUGUCAGGCUAUGAGGAGCAGCCCUCUCAAUAUGAUAAUACCGACUUGACAGUGACUGAGGACUCAAAUGUUACAACACAAACUUCUCUGGAAACUUCAGAGUCCUAUGAAACACCAUCAGCUCAGCAUAUUUCAACCGAUUCGAUACAAGACCUCGAUCUGUCCAACUUGACUAUUUCGCCGUCACAUAAUACCCCUCGGCCGACAGCGAAGCAGAAAGCUCAGCAGCCGGCAUUUGCGGAAUAUCCGUCUCCUUAUGAAACUUUACGCCAGGAAAUCAACAACACGACUGUCGAUGCUACUGCUCUUUCGCAAGCUACUGCACCAGAAACUCCAAACAGACCACAAUUUACAAUGGACGAUAUCGCAGUCACGCCUCGAUCAUCACCAUAUCUUCCCCCUCCCACUUCGAUACCACGUCCAUCGACGGCACGCAAGCAUACUGACCCUCUACUCCAUCGAGUUUUAGAUCGCAACUACAGAGUGCAAGCCACACCGCUGACCACCACGCGUUUUAAAUCUUUUCAAUCGAAGACUGCUGCUAGCCCUGCAACCACAAGGCGCGUCCGAAAUGCGAACAUUGACUCCAACUUAUCAUCCAGCCCAGAAGUCGCACCGCCCGAGCUCCAUCCUGAAAUUUUCACUUCCCCCGAACGCAAACACGUCAUUCCAGGAGUCAGCGUUUUGACACCAUCACGUGGCAAAUCUCACAUACCAAAGGCACCAACGCGCACACCGGGAAUAUGGGACAGUGACGAGGACGACCUUGAUGACGAAUUAGACUUUGGCCAGAGUCCGCCAAAAACCAUGCAAUUCCACGUCCCACAGCAGCGUCUGCUGAAGACACCAGCCAAGGAAGCUUCAAAACGCAUUGUAGAUGAUAUCUUGACAACGGCAGGACUAGACUAUGAUGACGAAGAGAUUGAUUUUUCCAAAGAGUUGGAGACCCAAGGGUUCGAUGUAGAUGAGAACAGUCCUAGUGUUGUUCGCAGAGCUGCCAACAUUGAGGACGAGACGUUUUAA